AUGGCGGAGAGCAAAAAAGCACCACGCGCCGAGGAGGAGGAGUGGACGCCUCUGAAACGACCUCUUUUACUCCUCGGGUCGCUCUCGCUCGCGUCGUCGUUCGUCGCGUAUAAAAAAAAACAUCUCAAUUGGUUCAAAACGAGUUACGCGUGCGCGUGCGUGACGUUCGGACCGGCGAUGGUUUUGUACGCGUUGCCGGAAAGGAGCGAACAGUUGGAAGAGAAACUCUUUUUUUUGUCCUCCUCGUCCAACGACGACAACAACAACAACAACAGAAACAACGACAGAAACAACAACAGAAACAACAACAGAAACAACAACAGAAACGACGACGACUCGUCCAAGCGAAGAGAAGAGAGGGAAAAAGAAACGAAGAGGAAGAAUAAAGAGAUGUUGGAGAGGAUGAAGCGCGUAAAGUUGUGA
Bathycoccus prasinos is the source of this 423-nucleotide messenger RNA. RefSeq lists its product with no specific name. Lineage: Eukaryota; Viridiplantae; Chlorophyta; Mamiellophyceae; Mamiellales; Bathycoccaceae. The coding region runs from base 1 to 423 and encodes 140 amino acids. The record is from RefSeq and is a predicted model, not a curated record. The transcript has a single exon.